AUGGAUCCGUUUUUGAGUCUGCUGCACUCUUUCUCCUCGAGCUUGUCGGACAACGAGCUUUCUUCCCUGAAGUUUCUCUGCCGGGGGAAAAUUGGGAAAAGGAAGCUUGAGUCUGUCCGAAGCGGCGGGGGCGGCGGGGAGCUCUUCAGCAUCCUUCUCGAGCAGCAGCUGAUUGCAAGCGACAAGGUAUCGUUUCUUGAAGACUUGCUCGAGAGCAUUAAAAGAGAAGAUUUGGUCUCACAGUUAAAGCAGUUCGUAGAGGAAGGGGAAGUUAAUGCUCCUGAUGAUCAACCAGAUGUGCAUGAAAAACGUCUGCUGAAGGCAGCUAUUGAAGUUAUAUGUGAAAAUGUCGGGAGGGAGUGGAAAAUGCUGAUGCGAAAACUUGGUAUUUCUGAAGUGCAAAUGGACAGAAUAGUGGCAGCCAAUCCAUUUAAUUUGCAGGAACAGGUGGUUCAGUCACUUCGAACGUGGCAGAAAUGGAAGGGAAAAGAUGCAAAGGUGACUGACUUAAUAAAAGCUCUUCGGGGCUGUAAUAUGAAUUUGGUGGCAGACAGAGUUGAACAGAAGCUGAACACUGGAACCACGUGA
Molecule: messenger RNA, 588 nt
Organism: Fulmarus glacialis (Northern fulmar)
Lineage: Eukaryota; Metazoa; Chordata; Aves; Procellariiformes; Procellariidae
Gene: FADD
Product: Fas (TNFRSF6)-associated via death domain
Exons: 3
Coding region: 1-588 (195 amino acids)
Biological process (GO): signal transduction; regulation of apoptotic process
Molecular function (GO): protein binding
Source: RefSeq, a predicted model, not a curated record